AUGGCAACGAGAAACUCUCAGUUCUCAGUCGCAAUUGUUGGGGGAGGUGUCGCUGGUAUGACACUGACCAUCGCUCUUGCUAAGCGAGGCAUCGAUGUCCGAAUCUAUGAGCAAGCACCACAAUUCACUGAGAUUGGCGCUGGAAUCGCCUUCUCUCCUAACGCAAAGCAAGCGAUGAANAAGUGUGACCCGGCUGUCCAUGAAGCCUACCUCCGUGUCGCAACAUCAAGCGGUUCGCCUGAGAAAAUCAACACGUGGUAUGACUUCGUCGAUGGGUACAGCGACAAGGACACCGACCAGUGGCUUUUUGAUGUUACUCGAGAUGCACCGGCUGAUGGCUGUCACCGGGCGCAUUUCCUGGAAGAGAUGAUCAAGCUGGUCCCUGAUGGAAUUGCACAUUUCAACAAGCAUCUCGACGAGAUCACUGACUAUGGGCGAUCCAGCCCUCUCACGUUGAAUUUCUCAGACGGAACAAGUGCGGAGGCUGAUAUAGUCAUCGGUAGCGAUGGGAUCAAGUCAAGCGUUCGUGGAAUGCUAUUUGGAAAAGAUGCUUCUGAAGCCAAGCCUACCUACACACAUCGAUAUGCAUACCGAGGCUUGCUGAAGAUGGAAAAUGCUAUCAAAGCACUGGGGAAAGACUUGGCGACUAACAGGACAAUGCACAUGGGUCAGGAUGGUCAUGUCUUGACUUUCCCCGUAGCACACGGCAAGAUCUUGAACGUGGUUGCUUUCAAAUACGAUCCGGAUGAUUGGACAGACACGAGACUCGUAGUGCCGACCACCAGAGAGGAUGCUAGACGAGACUACAAGGACUGGGGUGGUAAGGUCAGGGCACUUGUCGACCUUCUGGAAGACAAGCUUGACAAAUGGGCCAUCUUUGAUCUGGGCGAUCAUCCAGUCUCGACAUAUGCUAAAGGACGAGUGGGCAUUAUCGGUGAUGCUGCCCAUGCGACAGGACCUCACCAUGGAGCUGGAGCGGGCAUUUGCAUCGAAGACAGCGCAAUCUUGGCUGAACUACUUGAUCUGGCAUGGAAUACGCUUGAAGAAGGAUCUGCCCGGGUUACGAAACCAGAGGCCUUGGAAAAAGCCUUGGAGGUGUUCGAUGCAGUGAGACGCGAGCGGACACAAUGGUUGGUGCAAAGCAGUCGAGAGAGCGUGGAAUUGUAUGAGUGGAGAGAUCGCCUGUGCAAACGUGAUCCAGCGAGAAUCAAAGAGCAAAUCUUGUGGCGGAAUCAUAAGAUCUGGAGGGUAGACAUUGACGAUAUGGUUGCGGAAGCCAACAGGAAGCUUGAAGAGCUCAUCAUGUAA
Molecule: messenger RNA, 1308 nt
Organism: Aureobasidium musti
Lineage: Eukaryota; Fungi; Ascomycota; Dothideomycetes; Dothideales; Saccotheciaceae
Source: the annotation of a GenBank genome assembly